AGAAAUGUCGUCAGAGGCCUUCGACCAAUCAUUUUGUUUGAACGGAAGCAGAGGGAAGUUUUGUAUUUAAGGUGUACGCUGUAGUGAUAUCCACAAAAAUGAUGGACGUGUUAUCAGUAGUCACACAGCUGCGGGACCUAGCAUCAGAACCGCAGAAUCGGGAGGCAAUUGUUCAGGACCAGGGUUGCCUUCCAGGACUAGUGCUGUUCCUCGACCACAAAGACCCUGAAGUACUUUUUGCCACCCUCCAGACUUUGCGAUACCUGGCUGAAUCGGCUCGCAACAUCAGCGCCAUGAAAAAUGAGCUUGGCAUGAUGGUGAGCCUGGAGAUACUGAUGGAGAGGACUGGUAUGACGACUGAUAUUACAGACCUUGCAAAAGAGGUGUAUGAUGUGUUGAGUGCUCAAACACAGAGACAGGCUUGUCAGACUCCAGAGCAACAGAAGAGGAGGAACAAACCCCAGUUCUUCAUCAACAGCUCUAACAAGAAAGCAAAAUCAGUUACCCUGCAUAUACAAGGCUUAGAUGGGGCAGAUCAGAGAGGUGUGUGUGAGGAGGCCCUUUUGAGGGUCAAAGGUGUAAUCAGCUUCACGUUCCAGAUGGCUCUGAAGAGAUGUACUGUACGCAUCCGUGCCGACCUGCCCACUGAGAGCCUGGCCACUGCCAUUGCUGCCACAAAAGUGCUUUCAGCUAAGCAGGUAGUGAAAAAUGAAAAUGGAGAAGAGGUUCUCAUUCCACUCAGCACCUCUGGCUCAAAGGUAGAAGAGAAUUCCCACCUGCCAGAUUACCUACCAGAGGACGAGAGUCCGGAGAAAGAGCUGGACCGCGCCGUGUCCCGUACUGGUGCUAAACAAGACACCGGUGGCAGCUGGCUGAACACAGCAGCCAGUUUCCUCACUAAAACUUUCUACUGGUAAAGCUUGAGUUUCACAGACUUUUUUUAAAGAAAGAUCAGCAUAGAAGAGCAAGUUGCACCACUAUCAGAGCUUAAAGCACUAAUGGAAGGUUGAGGAGCUGACAAAUGCGCUUUAUCAGUUUAUGAGCACAACCUUUCACACAAAAAUGUGUGUGAGAUCUCAGCCACAUCGCAACUCUGUACUGUUAUAUAGACGUUGAGUUCAUAUUGUACAUUUAUGUAUAUGAAAACAUGUCUUUCCACCCUCUCAGGAUCAGAAAUGUUCUGUUUCUGCUGUCAUGUGUGUGUGUUGUAUUGUCUUUCCACCUGAUUUCUUGUAAAUAUUUCCAUUUUGGUGUGUUAUUAGGGGAAGAAUCUAUGCUGAGUCUCAUCUAAUAAUGGAAACAACUGAAAGGCAGAUUAAAUGUCUAAUGCUGUUUUGUGUAAAGUAAAGGUUUGGAAGGAAGAAGUCUGUACUGAUCUUUGUAAUGUUAUUUAAAUUUAAGUGUUCA
Molecule: messenger RNA, 1407 nt
Organism: Sinocyclocheilus rhinocerous
Lineage: Eukaryota; Metazoa; Chordata; Actinopteri; Cypriniformes; Cyprinidae
Product: armadillo repeat-containing protein 1-like
Exons: 7
Coding region: 99-917 (272 amino acids)
Molecular function (GO): metal ion binding; protein binding
Source: RefSeq, a predicted model, not a curated record